GAUAGACACCAAUAAAUUGGGAUCGUCAAGUAUAUAUUCCAUUUUUUCUAUUCAUUUGUUGAUGUCUAUGCAUGUUUUGAUAUUGAAUGAGAGUCAUAUCUGCUAGAUAUUACUAUUAGAUAAUAAUAAUAAGAAUAUUUUUAAUUAUUGGUUUGGUAUACAGUUUUAUAUUUACCCGUUGUUUGUUACUUCAAAAUUACAGCACACACAAUAGCACAUCCUCACCGUCGAAAGAAAAAAACACUCCAACACUCUCUCAAUUUAAGCACACGAACACAAAUGAUACACAAUUUGACGAUGACAUGGUUCGAUGUCAUCGUCGACACCCUGCAUUUAUGGAGAACACCAUGCAAAUAUUCGAGUCAGCCAUGCCAAGAUCGAACCUUAGACAAUGGCACACCUGAAUCAAAAUGGGGGAUGAUGUUGGUUGUCAUCGCCUAUCAAAUACAUAGCGCUUGAUUCAUAAUUCAUACAAUUCGUCUUGUGCUGGCCUUUAGUAUACAUCUUUUUAUAAAAAGGUGCUCUCGAUGUGGUGUAAAGCUUCAUGUAAUACGGUUUCCACUGAACGUCCUUUAAUGUAUUCAUGUCAUUUUUUUCGAUUUCUGUUUCGACUCCCUGUUUUGUGUUGCUUGGAGCUCCUCUUUCUCCUUUCGCUGUCACUUUUGGAUUUAUCGUCUAGUCCGAUUCUCACCUUGUUGUUCUUGAGUCUGAACGCGUUUGAGAUAUAAAAAGCAAUGCCCUUAGUCUUUGCCAAACCCCCCAAGCAACACAGAACAGGGAGUCGGUGACAUAAUUACCGACUCUCAAAAAGCCCGUCUACUGGAGGACCAAUGAUCGAGGUCAUCCAGAUCAACCUUCAUCGGAGCGAGACGGCAACCUUGGCUCUGAUGAAACUAAUAAAUUCAGGUAAGAUUAACAUUGGUUAAUUUAGAAACCUUGGACAGUUCAGAACAAGGUCUCUGGACUAAACCAUAUUAACUACCAACUAUUCUAUGCCAAUACAGGGUCUCGACUGAGAACUUGUAUAAUAUGUCACAAAAACUUAUGUUUUAUUUUCUCCUCAGAGUUGUCAACAUCGAACGCAAGAGUACUAAGGCAGGGGAAUGGAAACAGAUACCUAGCGUCAGUAUACCUGCCGACAUUACCACCUACGUCGGAACUGCAAAAACUGAUUUUAAUAAGCACUCAGGCUCUGGGCAUAAAUAUUGCAAACAGAAACGUUGCUCAAGGCCGGUUUUUGGACAUCACGGACUUAGGCACAAUGGAUACUUCAAUGGGGUUUGGUGUUGGAUGGACACAUCACAGGCUGGACUAAAUUUGCCUCCGUUCCAGUUGUCAGUUCACUUUACUUGGAUUAAACCUUGCCUUGGCAACAAUUCAUUCCGCCAAGGAAUUCAGCAUAAAUUUUUGGCUAAGCUCCACCGUUCGUAGAAUCGGAGGGGCAGAGAUGGUUUUACGGUUGGUGUACAUUUUGGCUUUGCGUAAACAAUAUACAAAAGGACACACAAACAUUUAAACACCAUUAAUAUAAUACAAUACAACACAAUACUCACUUAAACUUGUUCGCACAAACGCAUUCACACACAACAAUAAAACACAAGUGUUAAUUAAACGCAAAAACAAAAUUUAGUUUAAUUUUUUUGGGAGAUUUUCUUUAAAUAUAUUUUAAUUAGCAAACAAAAAUGUGUUCUUUGCUAAUUCAACAAACAAACUGCCUCGAUUUUCCCCCGUUAUGCCUUUUAUAUGGCUGCAGCCAUUUCAAAUUUUCCGGGAUUCUCGCGCAAUUUUCCUGAUUCAUCAAAUAAUAUUUAUCGUACUUACUGAGCCCUACAUUAGAGUUGUAUUUCUCGGGUUUAUA
Musca domestica (house fly) is the source of this 1858-nucleotide messenger RNA. RefSeq lists its product as uncharacterized. The transcript has 3 exons. The coding region runs from base 1030 to 1431 and encodes 133 amino acids. NCBI's taxonomy places the organism in Eukaryota, Metazoa, Arthropoda, Insecta, Diptera, Muscidae. The record is from RefSeq and is a predicted model, not a curated record.